This is a messenger RNA of Brugia malayi, 861 nucleotides long. RefSeq lists its product as uncharacterized. NCBI's taxonomy places the organism in Eukaryota, Metazoa, Nematoda, Chromadorea, Rhabditida, Onchocercidae. The record is from RefSeq and is a predicted model, not a curated record. The transcript is spliced from 6 exons. Bases 1 to 861 code for a protein of 286 amino acids.
AUGGCUUCCAUGGAAGAUAUCAAAAUAGUUUUUGAGUACUUGAAACGGGAGCCAGAAAUGUAUCGAAUUUUGCAACGAUUUGUGAGCGAGACGCUUCAGUUCGAGCGCUCGCUCAUAGAAGGUAUGAUGGAGGCAGGGCGGAGGUUGGAGGGAUUGGUGGGGCAAAAUGCCCACGAAGUAAUGGAAGAGAAUCCGGUGCCUCAGGAGCCGGAAUUUGACGAAGAAGAAGCAGAGCGGACUCCUCUGCCUGAAAGUAGUGAAGAGGCCGAGAAUUGGCCAUGCGAAGCAGAGUGGACGCCUCUGCCAUAUGAUGAAGAAGAGGAAGAAAAUGAACCUGAGGCACCGGUGGCACCAAUGGAGGCGAGUGGCAUCGUAGAACCGGUUGAAUCAGUUCGAGAACUCGUCCUACGAACGAGGACGAUUCGCAUCCCGGUUCUUGCCACGCAGGAAGAAAUGGCUGCGGCAGUACCGGAAGAAUUUCAUCCCGCUGAUUUGGGGGAUCUUCCGGAGCAACUCCGAAUGGAGUUGCAAGUGCCGCAGGCGGAACCAUACACGGUGACGCAAGAAGAAGGAAAUAAAAUCGUGUGUGGUUUUUGCGGUAGGCAGUUCGACACACUAAAAGGGUGGCGCAUCCACGCUUCUAGGAUGCAUAAGCAAGAAGGUUUUUGUGCUCGUUGUGGGCACAACCUCUUGCUGCCACCUGGAUAUACGGCCGCACAGAAAGCGGCAGCGGUGGAAAUUCAUGCCCUCGAUUGGUGCCCGAGGGCUUGUGCGGCCGUAAUUGGCGAAAGACAGGUGAAGCGCCGCAGAUUGGAUCUUGUGGGAAGAGAAGAGGAUCAUUUGUUCAUUCCAGGCCAAUAA